CUCAUCUCCACCUGAUAACUUAUUAUUUUCAUAACACCAAAAAGCAAACACUAGUAUUAGUCGUCUCCCAGCCUUCAAUUCGUCAAAUUAAAGAUUACCUAUGUCAAGAACUUGAGAUGUCACAUCUCCUUCAUUUUCCUUAUCCAUAUCCUAGCUCUAGGCAAACUCAAGACUCUUUGCUUAGUCCUUUUCCCUAAAUUAAACAAUCAAAUCUAAUUUAUAUAUUUAAUUAUUUAUUUCAAAUGUAAUUUAUUUCCGAUAAUACCGAUUGGGAUACCAAAGUACCGAUUGGGAUACCUGAAUAUUUAGAGAUUGGGAUUGGGAUACCGAAAUUAUUUAAGGAUUGGAAUUGGGAUUGACUUUCAGAUAUAAUUUGCUAUUCGAGAUUUCGGUAUUUGGUAUUGGGAUACCGAUACUGUACCGAUUACCACCCCUAGCCAUACCCAUAAAUCUGACGUUAACAACUUCAUUUUCUAUUUCGCCGCAUAGCACUAUAUCUCGAGCUCUCUACACAACCAUGCUCGUCCCCUUCUCAAAAUAUGUGACCAGGAACCCAAAAAAAUGGUACAAGUACUCUUCAUCCAUUGUUCCCCUCAAAGCAGUCAAAAUCGGAAUUUUACUUAAAAUCGAUAAUUUUCAAGGUUAAUGUUCCAAUUUUCAAGGUUAAUGUUCCAAUUUGGCUAAAUUACACGUUUGGUCACUCAAAUUACCUAAAAUCAAUCAGUAUAUCAAUCCAAAGUCAUUACAAUCAGAUUCCUAACACAUGGAACUAGGGUUCUUCAUACCCAAGUGAGAGAGGGUUCUACUCCAUAGAGAGAGGAAAACAGAAAUCAAAGUAGUCAUACUCAUAAAGAUGAGGAUAAUCUGCUCUGGGAUGUCGAUGAACAUUAUAAUCUCUAUUGACUAUUGUCUUUGUAUAGUGAAUAAAUCGUAAUUACGGGUACCAAUACUAACCAAACGAGUAUUAAAGGGUAACGUGCUGGUACUAAUUACUAAAUAUUAAAAACGUAAUCUCAAAUCUCAUCCCAUAAUAAAUAUUACAAGUAUUUGAAUAUCCAUAACUCUAAAAAAACAAGAUAUGGGAAGGCGUCAGGACAGGAGGCGUUGGCAAUCAUGGAGAUUAUCAACGCUUACAAAUCAAUUUCCGGUCAAGAGGUUAAUAUGGAGAAAUCGUCUGUUUUCUUCAGCAAGAAUACCCCGACCCAGGUGAGACUUUCCAUCACUUCUCAGCUUAACUUCUCAUCCACUAUACAUCAUGACAAAUACCUUGGAGUCCCAACCGAGUGGGGACGUUCGAGAAAAGAGACCUUUGGUUUCUUAAUCGAGCGAAUGGAGAACAAAGCCAGUGCAUGGAAGAGCAUUACGCUUUCUCAUGGGGGGAAAGAGACUUUACUCAAAGCUGUCAUUCAAGCCGUACCGACCUUCAUUAUGAGUGUUUUCCUCCUUCCGGCUUGCCUCACCAAAAAGAUGGACUCUCUUCUGCAUCGAUUCUUCUGGUCAGGAUCUUUUAAAAAGAGAUCAAUUCCAUGGAGGAAAGGAGAAGUACUCACAGACCCGAAAGCGGAGGGUGGAUUGGGUUUCCGGAAUUUUUGAUUAUUCAACCUCUCCCUCCUAGCAAAACAAGGAUGGAGACUUCUCAACGAGCCAAAUUCUCUGUGGGCGAGAGUCCUAUGUGGCCUCUACUUCCCAAAUAGCACUUUUUCAUCAGCUCGCAAAGGGAGCUCACCGUCAUGGAUUUGGGCGAGUUUGUGGGAAGCUCGUAAAGCUAUGGAGAUUGGGACACUCAGAGUUAUCGGAUCAGGUGAUGAUACUUGGUUUCAUCGAGACCCUUGGGUUCACCCUCUCCACCAUCACAAGAUCUCUUCCCAUUUGGAUCCACCUUCUAGAGUGAGUGAUUGGAUGAACGAAGAUCGGAAAAGUUGGAAUACUAAUCUCAUUCAGCGACACUGUUCAUCUGAGGAGGCGGAUGCUAUUUCCCGGAUUCAUAUUGGUCCAGCAGGGAGUAAAGAUAAAUGGGUCUGGAAAUUCACCACUGAUGGCGCAUUCUCUGUUCGAUCAGCGUAUCAUGAGCUUCGUAAGAACCAGAGGGAUCAGAUUCUCCCAAGACCAGGGACUCAUGAUCUCAACAUUCCGACUUCUGAUGACUGCUGGAAUUGGCUCUGGUCUCUUAAUCUGCCCCCAAAAAUACGUUUCUUUCUAUGGAGAUGUAUCAGGAAUGCGCUGGCUACUAAGCUCAAUCUUCAUCGGCGUCGCUGCUCACCCAAUCCUAAGUGUCAACUUUGUAACGCUGAGGUUGAAACUGCUGUUCACUGCAUGUUCCUCUGUCCUCAUGCUUCUGCAACAUGGGCAAGAGUAGCACCCCUUCUCUCUCAGCCUCAGAAUCUUUCCCAAUGGAUCUUCUCUUUGAGGGAAUCAGAGUCCCCGGAUUCUCUCCGUCGAAAGAUCUAUUGUCUCUGGAAUAUUUGGAAAGCACGCAAUGAGUUUAUCUUCAGAGGUACUGUGUUGUCCCCCACAUUGACCUCUAUUUGUGCGUUUCGCGAUGCGGCUGAGCCCCACUAUGCCGCUGUUUCUUCCGCGACCUCCUCUCACCCCCGGGACUUUCCUUCUCAUUCAUGUCCACCGCCAGUUCUCCAUCACAAGAGGAUUCACUGUGAUGGUUCUUUUGAUCACGGAUCUCAAGAGGCGGCUAUCAGAGUGGUUAUUACUAUCUCUAACGGACAGAUUUGCGAUGGAAGGGCGAGAAAGGUGAUUUGUUCUUCCCCUAUUGAAGCUGAGGCUUGUGCAAUCUUAGAAGCGUGUCGUCUGGCUGCAGAAGACACUUGUCCAGCUACGAUCCUCUCCGACAGCAAGGUUAUGGUUGAUGCUAUUAAUGAAGACCCUUCUUGUUGCCCUUGGCGAUGCUACGCUUUGCUGGCUCACAUUAAGGAUUUUUUACAUCAGACCUCUUGGGUCAAUGUGCUUUUCACUAACAGACGGAACAACAAAAAUGCCGAUUGGGUGGCUCGUAAUUGUCGUAUUGAUUCUCUUCACCCUAAGUGGCUGUCUGUUCUGAAUGUUGUCUCUGAACUGAUGUAACUCUUGACCUGCUGUAAUGGUGCCUCAAUUGUGGGCUGAAUGAAUGAAUGGUUCUUUC
This is a messenger RNA of Linum trigynum, 3133 nucleotides long. NCBI's taxonomy places the organism in Eukaryota, Viridiplantae, Streptophyta, Magnoliopsida, Malpighiales, Linaceae. The record is from the annotation of a GenBank genome assembly.